CCCCUCCACCGUCUCCAUCAACUCCUACUCCGUCUCCUCCGUCGCCUUCAUCAUCCCCGCCAGUCACUUCAUCGGGUGGAGGCCAGCAAAAUCCUCAGCCCAACUCUGGAGGGGGGAUGGGUCCAACUUCACCUCAGUCUACAGCUGGUGGAGGCCAGCAAAACCCUCAGCCCAAUGCUGGAUCAUCGCCUUCUGCGGGUAAUGGAGGAGGUAUAGGAGGACUGUGCGGCAGUGGCUCCUCUUCGAUGUCUGGAGGAAGCCAAGGUGGUGCAUCUGGAGGAUCUAUGUUGAAUGGUCAACUGCCGUACUCAUACAUGAAUCAGCCGAUUAUCAUGCUUUUCACCACAUCAAGCACACUCUCUCCAUCACAAGUGGUGCUUGCAGAUACUAUACUAAGUUACAACGGCAUGGGGCAAAAUACCGUGUGUCCGGUAAACCAAAUGGGUGUAAUGUACCCCUCUCCGAACCAGUACAACAAUAUAAUUUGGUGUUGACCUUUUAUCAAGAAUUCAAUGUCUAUGCUUUAAAUCACCUUGAACCUUCAUUUUUUUCCAAGCUCGGUUGGGACUCGUAUUAACUUCGAUGAAUAAAUUGUUAAAACUCAGCAAAGGCUUUAGUUAUCUUAACAUUAUUAGGGUUUCACGUCAAGGAAUGAACUUUUUUGUCUUAAAAAUUAUUGUUAACACCCGGUUCACAUCAUAUUCAUUUCAUAAUGAGAGGUAAAUUAUUUCUGGUACAGAGCUGAUGAUUCUGGUCUAUCAAAAAAAUGAAGAUACAGCCGCAUAUAAUUUCAUCAACUUAAGAUUGAUCUUUAAACAUCUUUGAAAAUUUUAUUCUCAAUAAAUCUAUUCGGAAAGAAUAUGGUCUGUACUUGUAAGCUGAAUAUGUCACUGCAAACUGAUUGCGAUCCGUGCUAAGUAUGUCCUUUCGUAAGAAUCUGGAAAGUAUGUAUUUAUAAAGACCGCGUUAGCCUUUUUUUCACGACUUAUCAAUGUUUGCAGAAACAUACAUUCUACUCCUGAGAAUUCUCCCGCAACAACCUGCAUAUAGACGGUAAAACUGCAAAAAUGCGUAUCUCGGUAGCAGUGUUUCCAUGUAUUCUCUCUUUUUUUAUUUUUUUAAAAGGAGACCAAACCAACGUCAUGCCUUGAAAAUUUUACGGAAAAUUCUCUACAUAGAGAAUAUAAAUCAUCGAAGUUUUCAAGAAAUAGCUGAAUACUUUAGGAAGUCUGCGAUGCCGCAAAUCAAGAUACUCAUUCUAAAAAUCUACGCUGGUCAAUUCAUCAACAUAUGUAUUUAUACAUAAAGACAUGGAUUUCAAAUCCACUUUUAUGAGCCGCAUAAAACCGUAGGUAAACAAACAAAUCCGCGAAUUACUAAGUUUUUUUUUGGUUGACAUAAGUAUUACAAAUGUUAAAAAUUAUUAUUUACUGAACAACAUUACUGAGCAAACCGAGAUAUGCAUUUCUACAGUUUCACCAUCGAAAUAGUUUUGUUAUGAGAAAAAUAAUGCAUUUCGUUGCACCAUCCAUUGAUGUCAAAGUAAGAUUUUGUAAUGACAUAACUAUUAUUCUUUUACUCAAUAUGCCUUCAGCAUUGUUUUACCAGACUUUUUAUAGCUUUAUUAAGCUUUUUAAACUUUUUGAGUUUUUUUCUAGCUUUUUUGUGGUACGAUUAAGUUUCCAUCCGCAAAUAUUUGCUCCUCAUUGCAUUAUCUAAUACAUCUAUAUCUAUUUAUCAACUGCUAUCUGUUUUAAAAAUGAAGAGGGUCAAAGAGUUUCAUAUUUUCCUAAAAAUAAAUUUUUGAGCACUUAAAAAUGCUCUUUUAAAAAGUCUCAAUUUGAAUCACUGGGAAGUAAAUGGAAUACGUAUCAUAUAUAUUUCGAACAAUGUUGCUCAUUUGUAUAUACUUGAUCCGGGGGACAUUGUAAGGUGAUCCUCAGACUUAGGUAGGCUUGAUUCAUCUGAUUGUAAUGAACCGUUUGUAAAUAGAAAAUUUUGAACAGUA
Bemisia tabaci is the source of this 2008-nucleotide messenger RNA. RefSeq lists its product as uncharacterized. NCBI's taxonomy places the organism in Eukaryota, Metazoa, Arthropoda, Insecta, Hemiptera, Aleyrodidae. The record is from RefSeq and is a predicted model, not a curated record.